AGCAUUAUUACAUCCACACGAACUGAGAACAAAAGUUGGUUGACCUUACGUCUAACCCCGAACUUUCAUAAUCAGGUUUUAAGAGGUUCGUUGUUGGGUAAUUAUCAAUUCAGGGUAUGUGCUCUAAGAUGAGCUUCCUUCCCCACCUGUCAACCGAUAUAUCAACUUGCUGAUGUCAGUAUAGCUUCCAAAGAUUGAAAUAAAUUCCGUAAAAACUGGUGUAAAAUAUGACAUAUUUCAUAUACUGACGCGGGGAAAAUAGACGCUAAAAAUAUCGAUAAUAGCUGGUAUUUCAUAUCGUCAUCGUCAACAGCAGCAGCAGAGGCAGUAGCCAGGGGCAGACGACAGCCCAUUCUUUUAUUCUAUCGAUAGCUGGGAUCGAUAUCAUCAGUGAAGGAAUCCAUUGUUCAGUUUUAAUUUGAUUCAACGUAUAUCGGGACAUUAUGGGAGGGGAGGAUUCAAAAAAUUAUUCCAGUUUUACUCAAGGAUUGAGGAAUCGGCUGGCUGUAGCUGUCGGGAGUUUUAUGACUGCGAUUCUUGCCACCGGUAUCAGAGGUGACUGGUUGCUUUUUUACAUUCAGAUUCAGAAGUUGUGGUAUGGGGAAUCUCUUAUCCCAGGGGCGACUUUACCGGGUCUCGACCGGGGAAGGGAGAAUGGAAGCACCGUACAGCCCGAAAAUCUUCUGGAGCGAUAUCAUAUGCAGGGCAUUGGUUUCUACAUCCUCCAAUCUCUGCUUGGAGGGUUCGUGAUUCUCUAUGGUGUCGGAGGGUGGCUGAAGUGGUACUUCUACAUCCAACGCAGAGACCGGGCAGCCGAGUGGAAGUGCCAACCCGACCGCUUUCUGACGCCGGAAGACGACCGACUCGAGUUCAGACUUGGGUCGAUGAAUAUGGCCAUAGGAUCGGUGCUUUCUGGCAUCCUCGUAACGUACAUUAACAACGGAGGGGAAACCAAACUAUACUACAACAUAUCGGACUAUGGUUGGAUCUACUUCCUCCUCUCAAUACCAGUGAAUUACGUUUACAAUGAAGCCGCCGCCUAUUACUCCCACAAGGCUAUGCAUUAUCCCCCGUGGUACAAGCGGUACCAUAAACUCCACCACCGGUUCAAGUGCCCCACCCCCUUUGGGGCGGUGGCCAUGCACCCCUACGAGUUCCUCACGCUCCAGUUUCUCAUCGAGCUCCCGCUCUUCUUUGUACCAAUGCAUGCAGGUGUUUUUAUAUUUUGGUUGAUCUACGGCUACUACUACAGCAUCUUAGACCACUCGGGAAUUCAUUUAGAUCCACUCUGGCCGUGGCAACCUGCCGUUAUCUUCCAUGAUAACCAUCAUAAGUUUUUCCACUGUAACUUCGGAUUCAACACCGAGUUAUUCGACAAACUUCAUGGCACUCUGAUGAGAAACGACCGGUACUACUCAGAAACUGUCUUCGGUGGACAGGGUGCUCCUAAAACACCGACGCCCUCGAAUAAAAAGGGCAAAUGAAGAACAGAUACCAACGUAAAUGUCAAGGCAAUCAACUUAAGACUGACCCCAUUGGACAACGGCUCGCGUUGCCACAAACCGUGAAAAGUGUGCACUGUGACGCCAUGUAUUCAAAGUGACAAAAAUAAAUAAAUAUGUAAACGGAUUCAGUUCGUGCCUUUCUGAGGAUGAUGUUUAAAGAUCGAUCUCAGACGUAAAUAAUCUUAAUUUGAUUGAUGACAGUCUGAGAGAAAUUAAUCACAAGCAUCGUCUCGAUUGACAGUGCAUGGCCAAAAUUAAUUGGAACUCCUAUAACCAUUCAUAAGGAGAGAUGGUAGUCUUGGACGUUUAAAAAAAUGAGUUAUUCAGCCAUAAUAGAAAUCAUUUAUAAGUUGUAGUAAAAUAUAUUUGUUGUGCAAAUAUUUGUUUUGAUAUCGAUGAAUAUGUCAUAUUCCUAUGGAAUACUUUUUAAAUGCAAGAUGCAUCAUAUUGCUCCUUGAGAGAUUCUAACUUUUAGUGUGUGAGCAUCUGAUUUUAAAAAAAAUUAAGUAUGCACUUAUUGACUUAUAUUGUGUAUACAUGUGCAUAAUCUGCACAUAUUCAAAUAUGCCAGGGAUCGAACGUCAUUUUAUACCAAACGACCUAUAAACUUGUCAGAUUUGUAAUGAUGUAUGAUCUGUUGGUUUCCAUUUCACGGAACUUGCUUUAGUAACAAAAAUAGGAUUGAAUUUAAUGCUAAAAUCAAUAAAAGUCAUGGAAUUUAAAUGGCUGAUAACGAUUUUAUCAUAUUUCAAAUUUUGUUAUAUUUUAUUUCUUCAGAUGUAACCUUGAUCCAUGAAGUGACAUUGCAAUCGAAAAAAAGAACUUGACAAAAAAAUUGAAACAAACAGAAGAAAUAUACGUGUUUUUAUUAAUAGGUUUUUAAAAAAUCUAUUGAUGUUUUUCAGUGUGUAUCUUUUUUUUAUUCUCUCGAAAAAUGGUGAUCCGGUGAUUGGCCAUCAUGAUCCCGUUUCAUAAAACUUAAUUUCAACUUUGUUAUUACUUUGAUGUGAAGGGGUUUUAGUGACCUUUCUUAGUAUUCUGGCAACUUUUCACAAUUCUGUCACUAAAUUGAGGACAUAUUUAUAGAGGGAACAGCGGUGCCAACAUUGAAUAACUAGUUGAGAGUAAGAUGAAAAAAAAAACAAUUUUAGAGUGAGAAAGGAUCAAAUUGAGUGAGUCUCACUCUCAAUGAGGAACAGGGGAAAGAGAGAGAGAAAGAAAGAGAGAGGGGGGGGGGGGUGGAGGGCAGGGGAGAGAAAACGAGAAAAAACAGAGACAUAAAAUAGUCCAGGCUAGAACAGGCAUAACCUUGUUUUUUCAUAUAUGCAAUAUUUGUUAUGGUUUCUUGUCAAUUCGAGGGUGCUGAUUACGAAUCUGAAUGAUGCCACUCGUGUAACCUUGGGUUUUUCCAUGUUUUCCGCACAUUGGCAAAAUCCAAUAUUUGGCCGCCAAAAUAUGCAAAUUACCCAUUAUCAUAAAAUUGCCCGCGCAUUGGCUAUAAAAUGUAUGUAAUUGUGUUGCAUGAGCAUUUUCAUUUUCUUGAUAUUCAAAAUAGCCGCUAUGGACCCCUGUAUACUCUAUUAAUAUGAAUGGGGAAAACUAUUUUUUUAAUACAAAAGUGAGCACUAAAAUGCAAGUAAUUGUGAUAUUUGAGUGAUGUAAUGAAUGAAAACAUGAUUGCUA
This is a messenger RNA of Lytechinus pictus (painted urchin), 3188 nucleotides long. RefSeq lists its product as uncharacterized. Gene Ontology annotation, molecular function: C-5 sterol desaturase activity; iron ion binding. Gene Ontology annotation, cellular component: membrane. The transcript is spliced from 6 exons. The record is from RefSeq and is a predicted model, not a curated record. The coding region runs from base 444 to 1484 and encodes 346 amino acids. Lineage: Eukaryota; Metazoa; Echinodermata; Echinoidea; Temnopleuroida; Toxopneustidae.